Molecule: messenger RNA, 1023 nt
Organism: Klebsormidium nitens
Lineage: Eukaryota; Viridiplantae; Streptophyta; Klebsormidiophyceae; Klebsormidiales; Klebsormidiaceae
Source: the annotation of a GenBank genome assembly
AUGGACAGCAACGUUGUCGUAGAGUGCUUAUCGAAGGAUGUUGCGACUGUUCAGUCUCUUGUUCAGGAGUUUGCCUUUGACUUCAUGGAAGGUCUUGACAUGCUCUUCUCCCAAGAUCAGGAAGCUUCGUCCGAACCUCCAAAAUCCUUGCUGCGAUACGGCAUCGACGGCUUGGCCAAUCUAUCCAAAGGCUCGAGAGUGUUCCGCGAUGCCAUCAGAAACCUGCCAAACAUAGCUGAAAUAUUGCAAGGUUUCAAGCGCGUCUUCUCAAAGGACUUUGCCAAGAAACUCGACGCGGAUCCACAGCGAGCUCGGGACCUAAAGUUUCUUCUGACGAGCGUGAUUGCAGCGCUCGCUUUCUCAGCUGACAGCCAGAUAUGGCUCUUAGAUGUGGGCCUGCUCGAUAUCCUCUGCGCAGUCUAUGAGAGCACGCACAGGCGCGAGAUAGCCAAUCUACUUGUCUCCGAUGAUCCCAGCGGGCGUCAGAAAAUCGCAGCAAGCAGAUGCAACACGGUGCUGUUGCGCUUGGUAGAGACAGAGGAAGCCCUGAAAAAGCUGCAGCAGCUUAACGCUCUCUCCCGUCUCAAAGUUCACAAAGACAUCAUCAAUGCCGCUUCACCAGAGUCAGAGGUGUUUUGGGGUCGCCUCAAGGCGGGGUUGUCAGGCAAGGUGCCACCCAAUCUGAGGCGAAUGGACGGCGACCACCCUUGGCCUGGCUUCAAGAUUUCGUACUCGGACGAGCGUUGGAGGUUUGCCAGAAGGCAUGCUACUUCUGGCGCCUUCCCCACGCGGACCGUGUGCUCUUGGAAGCUGAGUACCGCUGGGCCGGAGCCAGACUCGGGGGGUUUCAGCAGAUGCGCGCGCUGUCAGGUGGCGCGCUACUGCAGCAAGGAGCACCAGAAACUUCACUGGAGGACUCACAGGAAACACUGUCAGGCCCAGCUGGUCAUCACGAACGCAGAAGCGAAGCCAGGCAGGAAAGGCGGGAGGGAAGCGCGAUGGAAGGAGCUGGAGCCGGAGUAG